AUGGCCCUGGCUAAAUCUUUCAAGCUCCUCUCGGGAUACGAGAUUCCCGCAGUUGGUCUGGGUACUUGGCAAUCCAAGCCCAAUGAGGUCAAAAACGCUGUCGAGCAUGCUUUGAAGUCGGGAUACCGCCACAUUGACGCCGCGGCCAUCUAUGACAAUGAGAAGGAGGUCGGCGAGGGCGUCAAGGCCUCUGGCGUCCCGAGAAAGGACAUUUUUAUCACCAGCAAGCUCUGGAACACUCAUCACAAGUCCGAGGACGUCGAGGUCGCGUUGGAUAUCACUCUCAAGGACUUGCAGACGGACUACGUCGACCUAUACCUGAUCCACUGGCCCGUGUCGUUCAACAAAAAGGACGAUACCACGCGCUUCCCCCUCCACCCCGAGACGGAGGCCGUCGAUGUCAUCGAUGUCCCCAUCGCCGAGACGUGGAAGGCCAUGGAGGCGCUCGUCAAGAAGGGCAAGAUCCGCACCAUCGGCGUCUCCAACUUCACCCGCCAGAAGAUCGAGGACCUGUGGAAGACGGCCGAGAUCAGGCCGGCGGUGAACCAGAUCGAGGCACACCCGUACCUGCAGCAGCCCGACCUGUUGGCCUGGUCCAAGGAGCAGGGCAUCGUGGUUGAGGCGUACAGCCCCCUUGCGAAUAACAUUUACAACCUUCCUCGUGCCGUUGACGACCCAACAAUCGCCGAGCUCGCAAAGUCUCUGGGCAAGGAGCCGGCUCAGGUUCUCAUCAGCUGGUCCAUUCAGAGGGGCACCGUCGUGCUCCCCAAGUCCGUGUCCCCUUCCCGAAUCGACAAGAACAUUGAGGUCUUUGAGCUCCCCGAGGACGUCUUCGAGAAGAUCAACGCUCUGGACAGGAACCACCGAUACAACUUCCCGGCCCGCCUCGGCGUGGACAUCUUUGACGAGUCGGACCCGGAGAUGCUGAAGAAGGCGAAAGAAACGUGGGUCGCAGAGCAGAAGAAGACCAGGGCGGGCCAAGCAUAG
Molecule: messenger RNA, 987 nt
Organism: Colletotrichum graminicola M1.001
Lineage: Eukaryota; Fungi; Ascomycota; Sordariomycetes; Glomerellales; Glomerellaceae
Product: aldo/keto reductase
Exons: 7
Coding region: 1-987 (328 amino acids)
Cellular component (GO): cytosol
Molecular function (GO): aldose reductase (NADPH) activity
Source: RefSeq, a predicted model, not a curated record